Oncorhynchus mykiss (rainbow trout) is the source of this 2943-nucleotide messenger RNA. Its product is annotated as UPF0669 protein C6orf120 homolog. Lineage: Eukaryota; Metazoa; Chordata; Actinopteri; Salmoniformes; Salmonidae. The record is from RefSeq and is a predicted model, not a curated record.
GUUCAGAGCUCCCCUAGCAACUACAUUACUGCUGUGUGAAGUUUACAACCAAGUUACUGAGGGGUGUGGGCGGCGCCAGUGGCUGUUUAGGUGUGAGAGACCCCGGAAAACGGAAGAAGUGAACUUUACACUGACUGGUUCGUUAGUUACUGGCAAAACAAUAACCAUUACUAAAUCUGUGCUCGGAAAAAUGUGCUGGUUAUCAACAGAUGGUAGAAGGUGGGUGUUGUCCAGUUGGUGACUCUGACCAUCCAUCUACACUAUGGUGCUGUGCAGCAGCCUGCUGGUUGUGGUGUUCCUCCUGUCUCAGACUGGGGGGUUCCUGCACUCUUUGGAAGAGGAUGCCCUUCCUAAGGAGUGGGUCCUGCUCCACGUGGUGCAGGGCCACAUCGGGGCGGGGAACUACAGCUACCUGCGGCUCAACCACGACGGCAAGAUCAUCCUGCACAUGCGCAGCCUCAAGGGGGACGCAGACCUGUACGUCUCGGACAAAACUCUGCGGCCCAGCUUCGACACCUACAAGCUGCAGUCGGUCACCUGCGGCCAGGACGUGGUCGUAGUGCCUGGAGACUUUGUGAGGCCCGUGGGGAUUGGCAUUUAUGGCCACCCGUCGCACCAGGAGAGCGAGUUUGAGAUGAGGGUGUUUUACGAUCAGACUUCCCUCCAGGACCCGUUCGAUAAAAGGUCGUACCCCUCUGAGGAGGAAGGGGGGAAGCAGAGAUAUGCUCCAGAGGAUGACUUUGAGGAAGAGGAGUCCAUCUUCUGGACUAUUUUAAUCGGGAUUCUCAAGAUUAUACUUGAAAUUUUGUUCUAAGAAAUGUGUGCUGCUGCUUUCUGCCAUGUGCAUUAAGAAUGAGGAUACUUGUGGUAUAUUUGAGCUGAGCGCAUGUGUUAAUCUCUGGGCCUGGUUUGCCAAAAACAUUUUAAGGCUAAGUUCAUCUUAGAACCAUAGGAUGAUUUUGGGAAACCUGGGCCUGGCAUUGGUGAUCUGAAAUUAACCUGAGGGGAAGAAGCUGAAAAAUCUAAGGGAAUAUAUUUUUUUACAUUUCGUAAUUCAACUGAUUGUCUUUUGAUUAAUGACAAAGGCAAUGCCUCAAUUACGUUGCUUGUCAAUCAGCCUCUAGGCUGAGGCAUACCUCGGUGAAAAAAUUAUUGAAUCAAACCACUAGUAUUUGCAUAUCUAUAUCAAUUUUGCCAUCUGAUUUAAAUGACUGGGUUAUGUUCUGUAUCUAUGGACGCAAGCCAGACACAAAUCUUAGGUUGCUACCCAGGCAGGCUGGUCAUUAAUUCUAUCGGUUACCAGUUAUCCAGUCGUUCACUUCUUUUGUUCUGUAUCUGUGGACGUAACCCAGUCGUUCAUUCGAAAUGUUCCAUUGCCAUGCUGGCUGGCAACAUUGUUAUCCCUUGCUUGCUAGCUAGCCAACUACGGUUAACUUAGUCACGUCAAACAGCGCAACCAGAAUAACAGCAAAGUAACUGCGUUUGUUUAAGCUGUUUUCCAGAGACAUUUCUCGUCAGGACACUGUUCAGAGGAGUAAGCUAACACAAGCCCUUCAAACUGAAGCUGGAAAGACUACAAACUAGCUGCAUUUAGUUUUACCGAUCCUAUUGACAUUUCUUUGUGUAUAUCCAUAAAAAUUAUGCGAGUUGAUUCAUGAUUUCGACUGGCUGAGAAAAGCUUCCUGUCUGCCUGCCAACUCCCGACACACAGUUCAUUACUAUGGGAUAGCUGGAGAUAGAAUUUCAAUUUUGAAACCAUGUUGCAAAUGUCAGAGAUGGACAGCAAGGUGUAUACAAGUUUCCGCUGUUGAAAAUCAACUGCUAGUUGAAAAGAAAUGGGAGAUAGGUAUUUCAACGUCAUAGCUUUAGCCGGUGCUAAUUUUUGGAAUAGACACCGGCUGGAAUGCAUCCCAAAACACCAGGCAGAGAGAGCGUUCACUAAGUGUGUCGUUGAGGCAUGUCGAUACUGAUAGGAUCGGAAAAAAUACAACGCUGCUCUCUAAUCAGCUUUCUCCAUUCAAAUCUUACCUUAACAUUCUAAUUAUUCCACGAUACUGACAAUGGAUCAGCCCACAGAAAGAUAUCACAUAUGACUAAAAUAUUAGGCAAACCAAGAUUUGGCACAACGUGAAAUGUAUAUUAAGACAAAUUACAGACAGUAUCAUACAAGUAGCAAAAUUGAACUAAUUUGAUUGAACAUGAAAUGUAUUUCAAUAUGAUUUAAAAUGGGUCUAUAUCCUACUUACUGUAUGCUAUUUAUAUUUUAAUGCAGUCAUCUCGGUUUUAAUUUGAAGCGUGUUUUUAUACCUCGCUUGUUUGUAUCAAUUGCAAAGAUGUUGGCAUCUUUGUAUUUGUAGUGAACUCCGUUCUGAAGUUCUCAGCAGUCAGAGGCAAAUAAACUGUGAUUUUAUGUUUAGUGGAGAUAUGUGUAUCAAGUGACGCCGGAGGGCAAGUAGCAUCUAACGAUGUACUUAGCUGUGCUACGAGUGGUCUGAGCCAGGCAUUUGAUUACAAGCAUUUAAGUCCAAAGAUAUUUUUUGGAAACCGCUCAGAGAUUUAAUGAUGCGCCUACAAAAAUUAUAACGAUGAACUUCGCCUUAAGAUGUUUUUGUGAAACCGGGCCCUGUUCAAUAGGUUCCAAAUGGGAACAAAUUACUUGAAGUGGAGGCGGCAGGCACUACCUGAAACUUUUCAAUAGGAAUGAUCUUUUGCGUUUCCAUUUGAAAAUGUUUGCUCCCAUGUGUGCCUAAUGAACAAGACUCAGGUCUAAAUUGGUGUCCUGGGUCUGAAUUAUGCAACAACUAAAUAUCAGUACACCAGAGAGCAGAGAUGUUCAACAGUGCCUUUUGAUCUGUCAAGUCUUGGGUGAAUGGCAAUGCAACAUCUCAUGCAAAUGGAGUCAUUUUAUAAGAUUUUCAAAUAAAGAUGUAUCUUUGCAAAAUA